Messenger RNA from Erinaceus europaeus (western European hedgehog), 2484 nucleotides. RefSeq names its product NudC domain containing 3 (gene NUDCD3). Gene Ontology annotation, cellular component: cytoplasm. Bases 228 to 1304 code for a protein of 358 amino acids. Lineage: Eukaryota; Metazoa; Chordata; Mammalia; Eulipotyphla; Erinaceidae. The record is from RefSeq and is a predicted model, not a curated record. The transcript has 6 exons. Gene Ontology annotation, biological process: protein folding.
CCCUGGGAGCCACUUUGGUGGCCUCGCUGGCUGUUGAGUGAAUGAUCUCGGGGAAACCCGGGAGCGAGGUGGGGAUGCCCGGGAACAGACCGCCUCAGGCACCGCGAAGCGCGGAACGAAAGUCUCAGGGGGCGCGUCAGUCGGCCGAGCAGUUAGAACAGCGCGCCGGAAGUGUUCUUGGCCAGCUCCGCCCGCGGUAAGCGAGCUGCCCAGUGGCCAGCGACGCCAUGGAGCCUGGAGCGGCUGAGCUCUACGACCAGGCCCUGCUGGGCAUCCUGCAGCAUGUGGGCAACGUCCAGGACUUCUUGCGCGUGCUCUUCGGCUUCCUCUACCGCAAGACCGACUUCUAUCGCCUGCUGCGCCAUCCGUCCGACCGUAUGGGCUUCCCGCAGGGGGCCGCGCAGGCCCUAGUGCUGCAGGUAUUCAAAAGCUUUGACCACAUGGCCCGUCAAGAUGAUGAAAAGAGGAGAAAGGAGCUAGAGGAGAAAAUCAGGAGAAAGGAAGAAGAGGAGACAGCUACAGCAAUGGCUGCUGUGGAGCGAGACCUGGUCCCAGUCCCGGUUCAGGAGGUCGAGAUUGACUCCACCACAGACCCCGGUGGACCUCAGGAACCUCCUGGCCCAGCAGCUACCCGGUCCGAGGCAGCCCCCUGCUUGCGAGAGCCAGAGCCAUCCGGAGCAGAGGCUGGUGUUACCAAAGUCCCAAUUGAACCCUCAGCUCUUCCCAAGAGACAGGAGCAGUUCCAGAGGAACCCUGACAGCUACAAUGGUGCUGUGCGUGAGAACUACACCUGGUCGCAAGACUACACCGACCUGGAGAUCAAGGUGCCCGUGCCCAAGCACGUGGUGAAGGGCAGGCAGGUCUCUGUCACCCUCAGCAGCAGCUCCAUCCGGGUGGCUGUUCUGGAGGAAAGUGGGGAGCAUGUCCUCAUGGAAGGGACACUCACCCACAAGAUCAACACUGAGAGUUCUCUCUGGAGCCUGGAGCCCGGCAAGUGUGUUUUGGUGAGCCUGAACAAGGUGGGUGAGUACUGGUGGAGCGCCAUCCUGGAGGGCGAGGAGCACAUCGACAUUGACAAGAUCAACAAGGAGCGCUCCAUGGCCACAGUGGACGAGGAGGAGCAUGCUGUACUGGACCGGCUCACCUUCGACUACCACCAGAAGCUUCAGGGCAAGCCACAGAGCCAUGAGCUGAAAGUCCAUGAGAUGCUGAAGAAGGGGUGGGAUGCUGAAGGCUCUCCCUUCCGAGGCCAGCGAUUCGACCCGUCCAUGUUCAACAUCUCCCCAGGGGCUGUGCAGUUUUAGUGACUGAAGGAAAUGGGCGCCUCAGGGAGCUGGGGCUGAGCACCCCUGGCUCCCUGCCCGCCAGGGAUCACUGUCCGCCCCCUGCUCCAUACUUUCUGUUACGGGCAGUGCCGGGCCUCUGAGUCUUCAGACAUGGCCAGUGGUCCCCAGAAUGCUCCAGGAAAGGGGUGGGAGGGUCUGCUCGGUGACUCUGAGCUGGAGCACUGGAGAAAGUGGGGGUGUUGAGGCAGAUAGCAUCACUGGCCUACCAGCCCCUGCAGCCCUGUACUCCUGCUCUCUGCUCCACCCCUGCUUGCUUUUCUCGUGGUGCCAGGGUUUGUAGUGGGAGUGGGGAGCCCCCUUUGUCCACUUGUGUGCACGUGCAGUAGUGCUCCCGCGUGUAAAUGUCUGUGCCCCCAGCCAGGGUCCUGCUUGCUAUGUUUGGCGUCAGAGGAAGUUCUCACGGCGUCGGCAUUGGUGCACUUGGCUUUCUACACUCGGGUCCCCACCCCUGCCUAGUCCAGCUCAGUGCCCCCCUGGGCCCUGUCCUUGUCAGGGAGCCAGCCACCCACCCCACUCAGUUGCCUGUGCUGACUGGGCAUCCUUGGGAGCCCAUACAGGGCGCCAGAUAUAAAGCUGGGUCUCACCAGGCUGAGCCGGAGGCAGGUGUCUGGGCACAGUCCUUCCAGGACAUCUCAGACAGAAGCUGACUCCCCCUGGUGUUGUCAGGGGAGGCACAGAUGCCACAUUGUGGGGGCAUGGAGCUCUGCAGUCUGGUCAUGGCCCCCAGGAGCCUGCCCCCACUGAACGAAUGCGGGUCUUCUGGCUUGCGCACGUGAGAGCCGCUCUGCUGUCCCUGUCUUACCGCGUUGUAGGGUCCUCAGCUGGGGGGCGGCCUCCUGGGCAGCUGUCUUCUGCCUGGUUUUACUGUCAGUGUUGUGUCUCUUCCUCUCCCACCGCUGUAGCCUUGGACUCGGGCUAGGCUGGGGGGCAUUCGUGUCCUGUGCAGCUGACCAUACCCCUCCCCCCCCCCCUGCUGCCCAGGAGUCGUGCCCUCUGCCUGUUUUACUCUCUCUAGACACAGAAGCAGCAGACUGGCCACUGAGCUCCAUCAACUGAGGUCCGAGGAAAGCGGGGUUGCCCGCCUGUGAAGUCACCCCAUCUCCGGUGUUGGUUGGCAAUAAACUUUUAUUUAAAUGCU